Messenger RNA from Rhodotorula graminis WP1, 1986 nucleotides. RefSeq lists its product as uncharacterized. Gene Ontology annotation, cellular component: plasma membrane; NADPH oxidase complex. The transcript is spliced from 19 exons. The record is from RefSeq and is a predicted model, not a curated record. NCBI's taxonomy places the organism in Eukaryota, Fungi, Basidiomycota, Microbotryomycetes, Sporidiobolales, Sporidiobolaceae. Gene Ontology annotation, biological process: defense response; superoxide anion generation. Gene Ontology annotation, molecular function: superoxide-generating NAD(P)H oxidase activity. The coding region runs from base 1 to 1986 and encodes 661 amino acids.
AUGGUCCGCUUCCCGUCGGUCCUCCCUCGCGCCCGCUCCUCCAUCGCCUACCUCCUCGGCAACGGUCCGCCCUCGCCUGCCCUCCUCGCCCCACCGGCCGCCCACGACCCCAUGAGCAACACGCCCAGCACCUCAACUCGGCCCCUCGACCUGCGCCCCACCGUCCACGCCCACAGCGACGACGCGCACGUCGUCGUCCCGCUCACGCCCACGAGCGCGUCGCUCGUCCGCCGCGCCACGAGCCGCCGGGUCGGCCCGCCGCGCAGGCAGAACGAGAUCGAGCAGGACCGCCUCCAGGGGCUCAUGCGCAGCGACACGGCCGUGAGCCGCUCGGCGGGCGGCAGCGGGGGAGGAGGCGGUGCAGCCGAGGAGGCGAGGGCCGAGCGUUGGGCGAGGCUCAAGGUCUGGUUUGCUCGCGAGGGUCCGAGCAAGCUCGUCUUCGUCCUGUGGAUCUUCCUCCAGCUCGCCAUGCUCGGCGUCGGCGUCAUGCGCUACGACAUGGGCUCCAACUUCACGCAGGCUCGCGCCACGUUCGGCAGCACCUACGUGAUCGCGCGCGCGUCCGCCUUCGUCCUCCACGUCGACAUCGUCUUUAUCCUCCUUCCUGUCUGCCGCAGCUUCGUCAGCCUGCUCAGAAGGUCGCCUAUGAACCGCGCCAUCCCGUUUAACAAGAGCGUCGCGUUCCACGAGAUCGUCGCCUGGUCCAUCGUCUUCUGGAGCGUCGUGCACACCGUCGCCCACCUCGUCAACUCGUGGUGGCUGGCGGCGACGAUGACGAGCAGCGCCGUCACCUGCCUGCUCGCCGCCCUCAUGGUCAACGGCUCGACGGGCCCGUUCAUCACGGGCUGGAUCAUGCUCGCCCUGCUCGGCGUCAUCGCGUGGUUCGCCGCCGAGAAGAGGAGGAAGAAGCACUUUCAGCGGUUCUAUUACUCGCACCACCUCGCCGUCAUCUUCUUCUUCCUGUGGCAGCUGCACGGCAUGUUCUGCAUGAUCCGGCCCGACAAGCCGCCCUACUGCGCCUGGUCCCAGAUCGGCGUCUUCUGGCUCUUCUGGUCGUUCGGCGCCAUCGUCUACGUCUCGGAGCGCAUCCUGCGCGAGGUCCGCUCGCGUCACCGCACCUACCUGAGCAAGGUCAUCGUCCACCCGGGCAACACGGUCGAGCUCCAGAUCAAGAAGGAGAAGACGACGUCGCGAGCGGGCCAGUACAUCAUGGUCAACUGCCCGGCCAUCUCCCUGUGGCAGUGGCACCCGUUCACGCUCACGUCGGCGCCCGAGGAGGACUGCCUCUCGAUCCACUUUCGUGUCGUCGGCGACUGGACGCAGGACCUCGCCGACGCUCUCGGCUGCGAGCUCGACGGGCGCGACAACAUCUCGAAGGAGAUCGGCGGCGAGGAUGCCGUCGUGCCGCUCGUCUCGGUCCUGCCGCGCAUCAUGGUCGAUGGCCCGUUCGGUACGGCGUCCGAGGACGUGCUCAAGUUCCAGGUCUCGCUGCUGGUCGGCGCCGGUAUCGGCGUCACGCCUUUCGCCUCGAUCCUCAAGCACAUCUGGUACCGCUUCCACGACGCCAACGGCGAGCCGAUGAAGCUCAACAAGGUCUACUUCUUCUGGAUCUGCCGCGACUACUCGUCUUUCGAGUGGUUCCAGAGCCUGCUUGCCGCCAUCGAGGCGCAAGACCUUGGCAACUGCAUCGAGAUCCACACCUACCUCACCGGCCGCAUUCACGCCAACGACGUCAUCAACAUAUUCGCCAACGACGUCGGCAACGAGCUUGACGCCGUCACGCAGCUGCGGUCGCCCACUCACUACGGCCGCCCCAACUGGGACCGCAUCUUUGCCUCGCUCGCCGAGCAGCACCCGGCGACCGACAUCGGGACUUUCUUCUGCGGGCCCGAGCCGCUCGCCAAGACGCUCCACAAGACGUGCAUCAAGUUCACGAGCGUCGGCAAGGGCAAGACGCGCUUUCUCUUCAGCAAGGAGCGCUUCUGA